AUGACUGGGGGAGAGGGGCGGGGACUAUCUGUGUUGUUACCACAGAGAUGAGGUUACGCGUUAUUUGGAUUCCCGUUGAGAGCGGAGGACUUUCACUGAGCAAGAAAAACAAAUCAAUAAAAACACAACCUACGUCUUUUCAGUUAUGGGGACAUCCAGAUUUUGAACUCUUCUAGAGGAUGCAUACGACGCGCAGCCCGUCCUCCAUCCCUGCAGGCGAUGCCCUGGACCUCAGCCUGUCGGGCUCCCAGCUCCCCAUGAGCAGGCGUCCCGGCGGCGGCGGCUCCUCGACGGGGAAGUUCUUCUCCCGCUCUGUGUCUGUGUCUGUGGCGAGCGACGGCAGAGGGAAACGCAACACGCUGGGCGACGCCGGCUUCGGCGGCUCCCGCUCCGUCAAGAACCUGAGGAGGUCCAACAGCACCACGCAGGUCAACCAGCCGGCCAACAUCAGUCUGAGACUCCCAGAUAACAGUGUGUGGUUUGUGCGUCUCAGUCAGGACCAGAGCGAGGACUACCUGGCCCUGUUUGACAGCGGCUCGGACGGACGCAAGAAGCUGGCGAGUCUCAGCAAGACGUCGCCGGACAGAACCACCUGGAACAUCCUGGACGACCAGCCCAGAACCUUCCCCCCCGUCCAGUCCAGCUCCCGCAGCACCGGCAGCGUGGACUCGCCCACGGGCCCGAAGAGACGGGAGCCGGGCAUCGCUCUGGCCGCCACCUUCACCGCCAACAACAGGAGCAACAAAGGAGCCGUGGGCAACUCCGUCACCACCAUCCUGCACAACAAUUACUCGGAGAAGCCGCUGACGCCGAAGAGCUCCAACCAGAAGCCGACCUUCAAUAACAUCCUGAAGGCCACGGCCAACGAUGAGGUUUCCCUGGACAACGGCUCCCUCGCCAAGUCCCAGAAGAAUUUCUCGUCGCCCUCCAACAACCGAUCCCCGGUGUCGGCCCACGUCCUGUCCCGGCGGAGGGAGGUCACGGAGGAGGAGGCUGAAAGGUUCAUUCAGCAGGUGAACCAGGCGGCCGUCACCAUCCAGCGCUGGUACAGACGCCACGCCAGCAGACGCCUCGCCAACCAGGCCGAGCUCCGGCGCAUCCUCGCCUCUAAAAGAAAGGAAUGGGACGAGAGGCCGGAGGAGGACGGUCGGCUGGAGCAGCAGAAGAAGAAAGACGAGGACAGGAAACGCAUUCGUGAGGAGAAGGCUCGACUCGCCCGCCUCGCUGCCAUCAAGGAGCUGCAGCAGAAAAGGUCUCAGCGCGCUGCCGACGUGCACCGAGCGGCCGAGGCCGAGCCGGAGAGCGCGAGGCCGCCGGCGGCGACCGGCCGCAAGAAGACGCCCAGGACUUCACAACCCAACAAGAGUCCGGCUUCACCGAGCAACAACAGCCCGACGUCACCGACAGGCGUCAAAACCAAGAACACAGACUCCAACCUAAACGUCGUGGCCGACGUGAGCGAGAUGAUCUUCAGAGCCGUUUCUCCGGCGUCGUCCGGUCACAGAGGAUCUCAGUGUUCACAGGACCACGGCGACCGAGCAGACGAAGUUGUUUCUGUGGAGCUGCAGCAGGAGAGCGACAGGAAACUGGUUCGCAGAGAGAAAGCUCGUCUGGCCCGACUCGCCAGCGCCCAGGUCAACACGUCUAACGGGCUGCAGCCGCCCGGAGCUCACGCCGCUGCAGACGUGAACCGAGCAGACGAGGCGGAGCUGGACGACCUGAGGCCGAGCGGCGCCGCCGGCCGUAAGAAGCCUCCCAGGAUUUCACCGAGCAACAAAGGUCCGUCCUCACCGAGCAACAACAGCCCCACGUCCCCGACAGACGCCAAAACUAAGAACACAGACUCCAAUCUGAACGUGGUGGCUGAUUUCGGAGAGCUGAGCUUCAGAGCCGUUUCUCCAGCUCUGUCCAAUCGCAGAGGCUCCCAGUGUUCACAGGAAAUCCUGCAGAGGUCUGUGAGCGUGGAGGACCAGCGGCAGGGAGCUGUGUCCAGCCGGGCUCAGUCUAAAACCACCCUCACCGAGCUGCUGGACACCCUGAAGCUGCUGGAGGAGGAGCCCGAGAGGCUGUCGGAGCCGAAGAGCUACCGCAAGGAGAAGUACGCCUGGAUAGACGAGGACGGAGACUCCAACUCCCUGACCACCGACAACCUGGAGCGCCACGGGCAGCUCAGCCACCACCCGGCCCUGCCAGACGGGGGCGCCCUGCUCUCCGAGGCCAAGCUGCAGAGCAUCAUGAGCUUCCUGGACGAGAUGGAGAAGUCCGAGCAGGAGCGGCCGCGGUCGGUCACCUCGGGGUCGCACAGAGAGGCCGUCCUCUCCGAGGAGGAGCUGACCGGGGCGGAGCAGGCGUCGGCCACCGCCGCCGAGCUCACGGGCUCCAUGAUGAGGACCAAGAUGGAGCUGGAGGAGAAGAAGCGAACCGUCCACAUGCUGCAGACGGCGCUGGCCCAGCAGAGGGAGCUGAGCGUCAGACACGUGAAGGAGACGGAGAAGGAGCUGAGCAGGAACUUCCAGCUCCAGAAGGAACAAUACGAAGCCACCAUCCAGAGACACCUCACCUUCAUCGACCAGCUCAUCAGCGAUAAGAAGGCUCUGAGCGAGCGGUGUGAAGACGUGGUGGGGGAGCUGAAGCAGGUGGACCAGAAAUACACCAAGAAGAUGGCGCAGAUGCAGGAGCAGCACGAGCUGGUGUGGCAAAUUCUCGGUCCGUUGUGCGAGGAGAUCAAGAAGUUAAAAGACCUGAUGAGCGCCACCGAGAAGAUCCGCCGCGAGAAAUGGAUCGACGAGAAAACCAAGAAGAUCAAAGAGAUCACGGUCAAAGGUCUGGAGCCUGAGAUCCAGAAGCUGAUCUCCAAACACAAGCAGGAGCUGAAGAAGCUGCGAACGCUCCAUGAGGCCGAGCUGCUGCAGGCGGACGAGCGAGCGGCUCAGAGAUACGUCCGUCAGAGCGAGGAGCUCCGGCAGCAGCUGGAGAAGGAGAAGGAGGAGCAGUGCCAGCGGGAGAAGGAGCUCGCUAAACAGAGGUAUGAGAAGCAGCUUCAGGAGGAGGAGCUGUCGCUGCAGCAGCAGAGGAGGCGCCUCUACAAGGAGGUGGCUGAGGAGAAGGAGCGGCUGGCUCAGCUGGCUUCAAGGCAGCGCUCGGAGCUGGAGGAUCUGCGUCGGCAGCUGGAGGAGAACAGUUCUCUGGCUGGUCGAGCUCUCAGAGAGGAGCUGGACAAGAGCAGGGAGGAGCAGGAGAGGAGGCACCAGGUGGAGAUGAAGGCCCUGCAGGAACGUCUGGACAUCGAGAAACAGACCUGGGAAGAGAACUACAAGAAGAAAGAGGAAGCGUGGCUGCUGAGCCGCGAGCGCGAGCUGAAAGAAGAGCUGCGACGGGAACGCGACAAAGAGAUCGAGCUCGCAAUCUGGACGCUGGAGGAGGAGACCAGCAAGGACAAAGAGGAGUGUGAGAGGGCAGCGGACAACAGGGUGAAGCGUGUGCGGGAGAAGUACGAGGCGGAGCUGGCGGAGCUGGAGCGCUCGGAGAAAACGGCCGUGGAGAAACAACAGGAGCUGAGGAAGCAGCAGAUGGAGUCGGAGGGAGAGUUGAUCCGACUUCAGGCUGCGCUCCGACAGAAGGAGCAGGAGGUCGAGGACGUCACUCAGACCAGGGACAAACUGGCCGACGAGCGCCGCCGCCUGGCCGAGGUGAUAAGGCAGGAGUUUGCCGAGCGGCUGGUGGUGACGGAGGAGGAGAACCGCCGGAUGAAAGUGGAGGUGUCGGAGGUCCGGGCGAGGCUCCGGCUGGAGGUGGAGAGGGUCACCCGGGAGAAGGAGGAGGAGCUGGCUGAGGUCCACCAACGGGUGAAGGCGGCCAUCUUGAAGAAGGAAGAAACGGUCAAUAAUCUCCGGAAGCAGCACGAGGCUGCUCUGAAGAGGGCGGAGCAUCUGGAGGCUCUAUGGGAGCAGCAGAGGAAGCAGCUGCUGGAGAAAUGACUGACGGGAACCUCCAGGUUUCACCUCCUCCUCCUCCUCCUCCUCCUCCUCCUUCUUCUUCUUUCCUCGGUGGACGUCGUUCCUCCUGGCGAGGCUGGACCUGAGGAACUCCUGACGGUCGUCCUACCUCACUGAUGUCCCCCAGACCCCCCGGACAUGAAGGACCACGUUGUGUUUGGGAAGUUGCCUCAGACCAGUUGAGACACUACGAAUGGACUUUUUCUUCCCAUUCUUCUUCUUCUUCUCCUCUUUCUAGAGGAGCGUUGCUAUGUUGUGCAUGACUGUUGCCCCCCCCCCCCCACACCACACCAACACACACACACACACACACACACACACACACAGCAGGAAUGUGCCCGUGUUCCACCCCUUCCCCCCAAAAUAACACUUCCAGAUGUUCCUGAAACCAGCCCAGGCCUGUGGUGGUGGUGAGGAUGUGGAUGUGGGGGUCGUUCCUCCCCGAGACCUGGUCUCCAGAGUCUUAGUGUAAGAACUAUGUGGAGACCUGAUGUCAGUUUGCCCCCCCCCCCCACCACACACACACACACACACACAGACACACACACACUGAGACCAGAUCCCUGUUCACACCUGGACUCCAGAGACCAGAUCCGUGGAGCUCCAGACCUGGAAGAAGCCGAGCUCGUUGGUGGUGCAGCCUUUCAUUAGUUGAGUCAUGUGUUUUGUCCCAGUGCCCCCCCCCCCCCCCCCCCCCCCAACCUUCCAGACUUGUGCUAAUUACAGGAUCUAUAUCCCCCCCCCUCAGGCCACAGGCUCUGAGCAAAGUGUGGAUCUGCAGAGUUAGAGAGCGAGCGAGUGGGACGUGACUAGAAAGAGGAGACGAGUGGAGGAAGUGAUGACGACGCGUUUGAGGUCGGAUGAUUACAGACAGAAAGUUUCUGGACGUAGGGAGAGAGAGAGGAAGGAGGAAGGGAAGGUUUGUGCAGGAAGCAGAGCGGGUCGAGGUGGUCCACAUUUAAAGCUCUUAGUCUGGGUCGGGGGUCCGGGGUCCGGGGGUCCGGGCCCCCCCACUGGGACCAGACUCAUCCCUCUGGUUCGGCAGCGUUUCCUUAGACUCCACUCAGAGCGGCGUUCACUCUGAACCUGAACCUGAACCUGAACGCGAGGCCUCUAAUUUAGCUCCACCGGGGCGGAACCAGAACAUAUUCAUUCCCCCCCCCCCCCUCCUUUAUUUAUUUAACAGGACCUUGGUGGCGCCGCUGGUCCACGAAGAGGCCGAUCAUGUGAAGUCACAUUUAUACUUGUGCCAUUGUUAGAUGGAUUAACUCAGUACGUCAGGUUGUUCUGACAGCGAUGUUUGGGUCGGGUCCAGUUAAUCCUCAGAAACCAGAACAGGACUCAGACUUAGUCUUGGUCUUGGGUUCGGAGGCCGGACCAUGUGAGGCGGCGACGUGCUGCCGACAUUCCUCCCGUCCACCCGCCUCCCCCACUGUUCCUCCCACUGUUCCUCCCACUGUUCCUCCCACUGGGGCCUGAAACGACCCACACUUUCACUCACUCGAACGCAUCAUUCCAGCCGUCACCGGUUCACUCGGCCCUCGAACGCAUCGUUUUCCUGUUUAAUGUUUUUUUUUUUUUUUUAUCAUUAUUGUUGCUUUUGAUGACGGUUCGAAAAACUGUGAAUGUGAUGGAGACGGAUCCAUCGGCAAAAGAGAGAAUAAAGACUGUUUGGACGA
Messenger RNA from Mugil cephalus (flathead mullet), 5674 nucleotides. RefSeq names its product centrosomal protein 131 (gene cep131). The transcript is spliced from 30 exons. Bases 180 to 3977 code for a protein of 1265 amino acids. The record is from RefSeq and is a predicted model, not a curated record. Gene Ontology annotation, biological process: intraciliary transport involved in cilium assembly; cilium assembly; regulation of centrosome duplication. Lineage: Eukaryota; Metazoa; Chordata; Actinopteri; Mugiliformes; Mugilidae. Gene Ontology annotation, cellular component: centriolar satellite.